Fibroporia radiculosa is the source of this 669-nucleotide messenger RNA. RefSeq lists its product as uncharacterized. The record is from RefSeq and is a predicted model, not a curated record. NCBI's taxonomy places the organism in Eukaryota, Fungi, Basidiomycota, Agaricomycetes, Polyporales, Fibroporiaceae. Bases 1 to 669 code for a protein of 222 amino acids. The transcript has a single exon. Gene Ontology annotation, molecular function: protein binding.
AUGUCCGUCUCAAUCUCACACGACGGGCGGCGGAUUGUGUCCGGUUCUGAAGACAGGACCGUUCGAGUGUGGGACGCGUACAUGGGACAGCAACUGGGCAAGCCUCUUGAGAGCCAUACGGACUCGAUCAUGUCUGUCGCAAUCUCGCACGAUGGACGACGAAUCGCAUCCGGUUCGAAUGACAGGACCAUCCGAGUGUGGGACGCAGACAUGGGGCGGCAAUUAGGCAAAUCUCUCUCGGGCAAUACGGACCAGAUCAUAUCUGUCGCAAUAUCGCACGACGGGCGGCGGAUUGUGUCUAGAUCGAACGAUGGGACCGUCCGAGUGUGGGAUGUAUACAUGGAGCAGCAAGUGAGCGGGCCUCUUGAGGGCCAUAUGAAAUCGAUCGCGUCUCUUGCAAUGUCGCACGACGGGCGGCGAACUGUUCGUUCAACGAGACCGUCCGAGCAUGGGACGUGGAAAUUGGGCGGCAACUUGGCAAGCCUCUCGAAGGUCAUACGGGCCCAGUCACAUCUGUGGCAAUCUUGCACGACGGGCAGCGGAUCGUGUCUGGAUCUUCUGACAAGACCAUCCGAGUAUGAAGCACAACUGAUGGAAUGCUUCUGCCUUGUGGCGGCUCUCGAGGACACACUGAUAAACCUGAGGGUCUGGAAUCAAAACCUCACUUGA